UGCAGCAGUACAUGCCAAAUGUGGUUGCAGAGCUCAGAUCUGUCACUCACUGUCUGGGGCGAGCUUGGGAACCAAGAGUUCCUGCAAGGAAUAGAUGAGUGGAAGAUGCUGUUGGUGCUCCCUGCUGGUCCUCAGUGACUCCUCUCCCACUGAGGACAUGGGCAGAGGCAGGAAGGAUCACCAUCACUUCUGCUUAUGGCACAAAUCCACCCAGGGCAGGUGUGCUGGAGUUCUGCCCGUUCCCCAAGACUUCUCUGUGCCCCAGCAGUGUGUGCAUGCCCUGGACACUGGGACCAGCUGCCCCGGGAGAGCUCUGGAGCGUGCUGUGCCCCAAGGGAGGGAUCAGCUGCUCUUGGCUCAGCCCAGCCUGGCCAUCAGAGCCUGCUGUGUGCAGCCACAGGGCCCUUGGGCAUCUGUCCUCUGGUGCAGCAGCAGCAGCUGGGACUCCAGAAGGGAAGAGCUGGGGAUUUCAGCAAAGAAAAUUUCCAAACCAGAGACCCUGUGGCAAUAAACACCAAACCCUGUGUUUUCACAGAAGUUUAUUAAUAAAAGAGAAUAUUCCUAGCACAGGGAGUGUGUGCAAAGUGCAGCCACUUGCAAAUUACUUCUGCUGGUGGGAGCUUUGGAUCUGGUAAACUUGGUGUUAAGGUUGUCUUGAAGGUACAGCAGCCCAAAAGUGUGUCCCCAUUUCCAAAUGUACCACAAAUUCACUCUUCUCCCCCAAACAAAUGUUUAACCGGAUGCUGUAGGUCAAUAUUUGCCUGCCAAAUUCUCAAACAGGGGGUGGUGCUGAAGGUCGCUGCUGGGAAGAGGGGCUGGACAAGAGCUGUGUGUGCCCAUGCAGAGCUGCUGCACAGGCUGAAGCAGGUGUCAGCUCCAACGAGGACAUGAACAACCUCAGGUAAGGGACAAACCAAAGGAUUUGAGAAAAAUGAGGGCUCCUCCCGUGACCCUCUGGGAGAGAGGGGUGAAUUUGGCAGAGGGGCACCACCAGGGAGGAAAAGGGGCAUUAAGGGGUGUAUGUGACUGCAGGAUUUGGGGUGAAGGAAGGGGAGGAGUGAAAUGGCCUCAAGUUAUUUUCUGCCUGUGGGAUCUCAGCCCAGCAGCUCUGGGUGAAGUAAGGACUGCUGUAGUAAGUAAGUAGUAAGUAAGGAGAAGUAAGGAGUAAGUAAGUAAGAAGAGUGGAAAGUGAAGUAAGGAGAGUGGAAAGCAGCCCCAGGAAUUCCAUGUGGACACCAUGCAGGGGGCUGGGCUUUGGCGUGGAGGUUUUAUGAGAAAGAGAAGUUAUUUUAUUUUUGUCUGAAAAUGAAAAGUGGCUGGGUGAAGCGUUGGCCAGGGAAUGGGUGGGGUUUUGUCCGUGACCCUGGAAGCCCUGCUCCCACUGUCCCACACUGGAACUGGGGCACGGAAGGGCGAGAGGCGGGGUUUGCCAGAAACGGAGGAAGAUGAGUGCUGGGAAGGGGAGGUCUCCCCCUUCCAGGACAUAAUGUUGGGAAAUUGCUCUGGUAUUUCAGUUCUACCUGCAAAUGCCCUCCCAGACAGCACUUGCUGAGCACCUGCAGGAAAAUGGGAUUCCUCUGGGGGCUGCUCUGCCUGGCUGCUCUACACAGACUCCCAAAGCUGGCAGAGGCCACUGACCAGCAGCGUCUCUUCCUGGACAAAGAUGGGAACCUGAGGGAUGUGAAAAGUGCUGGAAUUGUACAGUCGGAUGUGCUGGGAACCAUCCCAACCCUGCCAAAGGGAAAGCUGGUAGAAUUUACUUAUGACAGCUUCCAGGAGAACAAUGGACCCAUGUCAGCAUCCACCACCACUCUGCCAGACAUGAGUGAUGAUUGGAACUCAGAAGGUGAAGCUGUGGCUGAGGCUGGGGGUUGUCGUGGGAAGAAAUCACCUGGGGAAAAUGCUUCUUCAGAAGAGGAAGGAGAGGUUGGAGAUAAAAGCUGUAAGAUGACUUGGAAGAAGAGCCAGAGGCUGGCAGAUGGCUUGAUGAGAUUCAGCAUUGAUCUCCUGAGAAAGGUGCAGCUGGAGUCCAACAAAACCAACGUGAUCCUGUCCCCUCUCAGCAUCGCCCUCGCCUUGUCUCACCUGGCACUGGGAGCAGCAAAUCAGACAGAGAAGCAUUUGCUGGAGGUGAUGCACCUGGAGUCCAUGCCCUGCCUCCACCACAUGCUGGGCACCCUUCGCAGGAGGCUCACAGAGUCCACCCUCAGCCUUGGGUCACGUUUGUACCUGCAGAAAGGGUUUGAGGUGAAAGAGAAAUUCCUGGAGGAAUCAGAGAAAUUCUAUGGAGCAAAGCCCAUGACUCUUUCUGGGAUCAGUCAGGAUGACCUCGUGGCCAUAAACAACUGGGUAAAGGAAGCCACUCAUGGGCAAAUCCCCUCCUUCCUCCAGCAGCUCCCUGAAGACACAGUGAUGCUCCUGCUCAAUGCCAUCUAUUUCCACGGGUUUUGGAGGAAUAAGUUUAAUCCAAGCUUCACUGGGCCAGGUAUAUUCCACCUUGACAAUGAGUUUGUGGUCCCAGUUGAGAUGAUGAAAGCUGAAGAGUACCCCCUGAGCUGGUUUACACUGGAGUCCCAGCAUAUUCAGGUGGCCAAGUUUCCCUUUAAGAGUAAUGUGAGUUUUGUGGUCAUCGUACCAGACCAGAUCCCCUGGAACAGCUCUCACGUGCUGGAGAACUUCCCUUACAAACAACUCUGCAGGCUUUUCCCCAGAGAGGUGCCCACCACAGUGAAGAUCCCCAAAAUAAAGUUGGACUACAAGCUGGAACUCAACCAGGUUCUCAGCCAAAUGGGCCUCCAGGAGCUGUUCACGAGCCCAAAUCUCCAGAAGAUCACAGAGGAGCCUCUCUUUGUGUCCAGUGUACAGCACCAGGCCACGCUGGAGCUUAAAGAAGAUGGCGUGGAAGCCUCUGCUGCCACCAGUGUCAUGCUGUCACGCUCAUUCCAUGCCUUCAGCAUUGACAGACCCUUUGUCUUCAUCAUCUUUGAGGAUGAAACAGAGAUCCCACUUUUUAUUGGCAGUGUCCAGAACCCCAGCCCAGAUGCUGCUCCCCAGAGCCGAGAACCAUUGGAUUCACACGAAGCCAAGGACGCCAAAGAGCACCGUGUGCCCAAAUAACAGGGCAGAGCCUGAAUGUUCUGGGACUCCUGCCUGACCCUCUGCGCCAGCUGAGAGAGGCCUUCUGCCUCUCUGAGGCCACAGGGGGCAAUUCCUUGCUGUUUUCCUUUACAGAUCCCUAGACCAGCCCUGGGAUAGCCCAUUCCAGCCCUGACGAGCUUUUCCAGGCUGAGGCUCCUCUCCAUUGAACCUGAAAAGCUUGUUCUGCCUGGAUUUCCCUUCCAGGGCUCUCAGUCAUGGAAGGGAGACUUUCUUGUCCCCAGACUGUUAUUAGAGUCUUCAUUAAGAUCUUAUUAGAGUCCCCUGUAGCCUGGAAUCAUCAUUAGCAUCUGGCAGCUUGGACAUCAGCCAGGGCUGUACGAAUGUGGCUCUUCCUUCCGCAGUUCCUGGGAACACGAAUCCCUCAGUGUUCCUCUGAAAACCAUCUGUGCCCACCUAGACAACGACCUCCAGAGCAACUGGACUAGAAACCAGUUCUCUAGGAUGAGUCACAGCCACUUCCAAGCAUGGGCUCUUUUCAAAGAUUCCCUUUACCCACUCCUUGCCUAUUUGGAUCUGAUGUAGGAGGCUCUGCAGUAGGAAACCCCUCACUUUGGAUCCUUCUCUCCAGCCCUUCCUCUAGAGGCUGGGUAAUGCUAGAUUUUUCAAGGCAUAUUUUAUAAAGUGUUUUUUAGUAAUUUUUAUGUUGGCAGAAUAAUAAAGAAUAAAGCAGAAUACAUUUUCCUGAAAGUGUUGCAUUGAAGGACCCGGCAGAGAAAGGAAAUGUUGCAGAAAUUUAGUAAUUGCAAAGAUUGGGAGGAAAAAAAUCUGGGGAUGACAGAAGAAAAGAAAGGAUGGGCUCUGACAAAGGAUCUGCUUUUUGCUACACCUUGUCACAGGGAACAGCAGGGGCCAUGAGGUGAAUUACAAAUCUGUAGACUCUCCAAGGACCGAGUCCAACAAGUUAUGGGUAUCUCCCCUGCCAAGUGUGCAGGGGGUGGAUGCUCUCUGGAUCAGAGAUGUGAGAUGGCAGAAUCCCCUGAAUUAGGGCAUGAGCUCAGAGGCACAGGGUCAGGAGGGUGUUUGGCCUGUGAGCAGCAAUGCAGGGAUAAGCAAGGAUGUAACAGCCCUUAACCUUUCUCUUGGGUAAAACCUGACAAAUGCUGGGAUCUGCUCAGAGGGUCAAAGGUGCUGAUCUGGCAUCUGUUAUCUGUGAUUUGUUCUUCUCUGGGAUA
Messenger RNA from Cinclus cinclus, 4331 nucleotides. RefSeq names its product serpin family F member 2 (gene SERPINF2). Gene Ontology annotation, molecular function: serine-type endopeptidase inhibitor activity. The transcript has 9 exons. NCBI's taxonomy places the organism in Eukaryota, Metazoa, Chordata, Aves, Passeriformes, Cinclidae. Bases 1567 to 3117 code for a protein of 516 amino acids. Gene Ontology annotation, biological process: negative regulation of endopeptidase activity; negative regulation of fibrinolysis. The record is from RefSeq and is a predicted model, not a curated record.